Messenger RNA from Candidozyma duobushaemuli, 1971 nucleotides. Its product is annotated as putative GTPase. Gene Ontology annotation, cellular component: cytosol. The transcript has a single exon. Lineage: Eukaryota; Fungi; Ascomycota; Pichiomycetes; Serinales; Metschnikowiaceae. Bases 1 to 1971 code for a protein of 656 amino acids. Gene Ontology annotation, molecular function: GTPase activity; GTP binding. Gene Ontology annotation, biological process: ribosomal subunit export from nucleus. The record is from RefSeq and is a predicted model, not a curated record.
AUGGAUGGAAACAAGGUAUCUUUGCAUCCAGAGCCAAAAAAGUGGAAGGCGCCAAAAGGCCCAAAGCCCGUUCACCAUAAGAACAAGAAUCUCAUUGGUCUUGGAAGAACCAUUGCUAAUCAGAGAAAGCAAGAGAAUGCAAUCGAGAUCUUGCCAGACGGUGAGAUGAGAUUCACCACGGACAAAAAGGAGGCUAGCUGGGUUAAAAUGAGGUCUGUUACCCAAGAGAAUUCUUUAGACGAGUUCUUGAACACCGCAGAGUUGGCAGACCUGGACUUCACAGCUGAAAGAAACUCUCAAGUCAAGAUUAUCAAGGUUGGUAACACAGCAUUGGUGAACCAGUCUGGUUUGCUUUCACAAGAGGAGACUGACGAGAUCCGUAAAAAGCACCAGCUAUUUGAGAACAAGUUGAUCAUUCCAAGAAGACCUAAGUGGGCUAAGGAGCAGCUGAGGAUUCAGAUCGAAAGACAGGAGAAUCUUGCUUUCUUAGACUGGAGACGUGAGUUGGCUACAUUAUCAGAAAAGCAUGACUUGUUAUUGACCCCUUUUGAGAGAAACAUUGAGGUUUGGAGACAAUUGUGGAGAGUCGUAGAGAGAUGUGACUUGAUCGUGCAGAUUGUGGAUGCCAGAAGUCCUUUGUUCUUCAGAUCUGUGGAUCUUGAAAACUAUGUUGAGUCGUUGAGCAAACCUGAGGAGAACAGGGAGAAAAGAAAUUUGCUUUUGAUCAACAAGGCUGACUUGCUCACGAGACAACAAAGAAAGGAAUGGGCUAACUAUCUUAACGAAAGAGGAAUCAAGUACGUUUUCUUCUCGGCCGCAAAUGCGAACGCUCUUUUGGAGAAGGAGCAAGAAGAGGCAGAACAACGUAAAAACGAUCCGAACUUCGUCUCUGACGCUGGUCUCGACGAUAGUGAGGUUGAGGAAACUGACGAGGAUAUCAAGAUUCUUAAAGUGGAAGAAUUGGAAGAUCUAUUCCUUUCUGCCGCUCCAACUUUUGAACAGACUGAAGACUUCCCUGACCGUAAAUUGCAGAUUGGUCUCGUCGGUUACCCCAACGUCGGUAAGUCCUCUACUAUCAAUGCUUUAGUCGGCUCCAAGAAAGUGUCUGUUUCCGCAACACCAGGUAAGACAAAGCAUUUCCAGACCAUCGUAUUAUCACCAGACGUUGUUCUUUGUGAUUGUCCAGGUUUGGUGUUCCCUAACUUUGCAUACUCUAAUGGUGAGUUGGUGUGUAAUGGUGUUCUUCCUAUCGAUCAGUUGAGAGAGCACAUCCCUCCAGUCUCUUUGGUGUGUCAAAGGAUUCCCAAAUUUUUCCUCGAGGCGGUUUAUGGUAUUCACAUCCCUAUUCAAAGUAAAGCUGAUGGAGGCAAUGGUGUAUACCCAACAGCCCGUGAACUCUUGAAUGCUUAUGCAAGAGCCAGAGGAUACAUGACUCAAGGUUUUGGUAGUGCAGAUGAGUCAAGAGCUUCCAGAUACAUCCUUAAGGAUUACGUGAACGGAAAGCUCCUUUUCAUCAACCCACCUCCUAAGAAGCUUGAAGAUGGUUUGUGGGACAACAGAAGUAUUGAUGAGUCCAGAGAGUUCAACAAAGAAGUCUACACAGUUCACAGUUUACCAGAGACAAGACAGGAGCAGAUCAAAGCUGCGUUGUCGCACAAGAACAUGAAAUUUGACGAGUUUGACCUUGCCAAUGACCUUGCUAAGCUUAAUUUCUCAAUGCAUGUUGGCAGCGAUAACAAUCAGAAGUCCAAUGGUGACUCGCAGGGUGAAGCUACAACCCGCUUCUACGGUGGAAGACAGGCUGCGUUGGAAAGUGCGGCUGACGACUUGGACAGAGAGUUUUUUCAAAUGAACAACGUCCAGGCCAAGUUGGAUUCCCCAUUCCACAAAAACGGUGGAUUGUCAGGUAACAAGAAGCACAACAAGAAGAACAAGAAGGCGGAUAAGAAGAAAAGAGUGGUGGGAUAUUAG